Fusarium subglutinans is the source of this 1515-nucleotide messenger RNA. RefSeq lists its product as uncharacterized. The coding region runs from base 1 to 1515 and encodes 504 amino acids. The transcript has a single exon. Gene Ontology annotation, cellular component: nucleus. Gene Ontology annotation, biological process: positive regulation of transcription by RNA polymerase II. Gene Ontology annotation, molecular function: transcription cis-regulatory region binding; DNA-binding transcription factor activity, RNA polymerase II-specific; zinc ion binding. The record is from RefSeq and is a predicted model, not a curated record. Lineage: Eukaryota; Fungi; Ascomycota; Sordariomycetes; Hypocreales; Nectriaceae.
AUGACCACAAGUCAUCAGCGGCCCAAGCUGCGUGCCAAGACUGGCUGUAUUCCCUGCCGACGACACCGCAUAAAGUGCGAUGAGCGAGCUCCAAUCUGCCGAGCCUGUCUUGCCUCACGUGUUCCGCGCGAUUGCCAGUGGCCUUUAAACAAAGACCUUGUAGACCGUCGCUUCAGAUCAUGUAAAGUUCGCGAGGCGGCAAAGAGUCGUCACAGUCAAUCGCCUCCUUCGUCUUGUGUAGCGACAUCACCGCCGUCACUGUUUCUGCUGGCCGAUUGUGUCAUGGCUCGGAAACAGGAACGAGAUGACAUCGAAUGGACGCUCUUCCACGAGUUCGGCCGUCGGGGAACACCACUUCUUUUACUACCAAAUUGCAGUUCUGUCUUCCAGGAGACAUGGCAUACUGCUAUACAUACUAUCAUGGUAUCGCGCAAGACUCUAUCGCCUGCUCUCAUGGCUUGUGCCACAUCCUUUGUUUCUAUCAGAGGGCCGCCGGGCAUGUGCCAUGUUUCUCAUCAGUACUAUACAGACUCGCUUGCCAGGCUGGCAGACUCACUCUGUCAAGACUCACCAGAGAAGGACGAUAACAUCCUUGUCACCAUUGUUCUUUUGUACUCAUUCAACAUCAUAUCUGGCUCCUCUUCAUGGGACGAUCAACCCCAGCACGUCAGUGCUGCUAUCAAGAUCAUCGUCUCCCGGAUACUGAACGUGACAAGCACUGACCUUACGGCUUUUCUCCGCCUGGCACUUGAGAGUGUGUUGUACGAAGUCUUCCUGUUGAACAACGGUCUUUGGUCCAGCGCGAACAGCUACAUAUCCCUCCAAUCGUUAGACCCCGAAGUUUGGGCUCGCUCCGAGAAGCUCUUAGAGCACCCUAGGGAUCUGGACUUUCACCUGUUGAGUCUCAAUAGUCCCGUCCUUGGUAUGCCCUUGGCCGUAAUGCGACUCGCCACGGUCCUCGGCCAGCUUUGCCUUGGAAGAGAAUCUGCCAACAUGGAAGGUCUACUAAAGCUUCAGGCUGAGGUCACAACCUGGGAAGACUUUGCCCUGCAGGCUGUGGAGCAAACUGAUGCAUCCGAUGCGCUAAACAGAGAUGCCAACUGCUUAUACGCCAUGAUCACUUCUAUUCUCAUGCAGCACCUCAAGGCUUAUGGCCCAAACACAGGGCUUCCUAUGGUGUCUCCCACGGACAGUUGGCAAGCUUGCAUAGCACUUCAAAUUCUGUCUAAACGUGCUGGCGAUCGUCCCUGGUUCGAGUGUUUCAUCGGGACCUGGCCUGUAUACGCUCUUGGGUUCUUGCUAUCUGACGGCAAAGAUAGAGAUAUUGUUCGCCGUGACAUGCAAAGUCGAAGGGAGCUCACAGGCUUCUGGAUAGUCAAGCGCUUCCAAGAAGACUUGGAGAGGUUUUGGGCUAGGCUCGAACCGGACUCACCAUCGGCAUCGAUCAACUAUAAUGUCCCCGGUACAAGUGAUGCCGCCGCCUUUCAGCCUCCCAUGCCAAUCAGAGCGUUUUGA